GACUAUAGAGGAAUAGUUAAAGAUGUUAUAUGAACUAGGCUACUAGCUCUUGGCUUUAUUCAAUUUGCUUUUAAUGACAUAUGUUGGUCUCACUUUUCAUUUGGUGCUUGUGUUCUUUUCUUUCAAUAUAGGAUAGACAAAGUUGAAAUUCUUUGACCAAAGAAGAAAGAUGGGUAUUGGGUUUGCAUCUUGGAGCCUCUUCCUUCGUCUCUUAAUCGUUCUGUUUGUUCAUGGAAUUGGGGCAAGGGAGUUGACCAAAACUCACCAAGAAGAGCUUAUAGAUCAUAAUCAUAUGAAUGGUGAUGUUCCUAGCAUGGACAGUGAUAGCAAGGAACAUGAUGAUGUCCAUAUAAUAUUAUAUGAUUCCCAAAAACAACAUGUCAUGAAUGAUCAAUCUAAGCAAGAACAUGUGCAUACUCAUCAUUCAUCCCACAUGGAUCAUAUGGACACUUCCUCAAUGAUCUUCUUCACUGUGAAGGAUCUAAAGGUAGGAAAAAAAUUGCCCAUCUAUUUCCCUAAGAGAGAUCCUUCAACUUCUCCUCAUUUAUUGCCAAGAGAAGAAGCUGACCCAAUUCCCUUCUCAUCAAAACAACUCCCAUACCUUCUUGAAUUCUUCUCUUUCUCUUCUGACUCUCACCAAGCCAAAGCCAUGAAAGAUACACUCAAAGAAUGUGAGACUAAGCCCCUCAAAGGAGAGACCAAGUUCUGUGCAACUUCCUUAGAAUCCAUGCUUGAUUUUACACGUGGCAUAAUGGGGUUGGAGUACUCUCCUUUCCAAGUUCUAAGUACCUCCCACCUCACUAAGUCAACCACCCUUUAUCAAAACUACACUUUCCUAAAGAUGCCUGAGGAAAUUCCAGCUCCCAAGAUGGUAGCAUGUCAUACCAUGCCUUAUCCUUAUACCAUUUUCUAUUGCCAUAGCCAACACAGUGAGAACAAGGUGUUUAAGGUAACACUUGGUGGUGAGAAUGGUGAUUUGGUGGAGGCUAUAGCUGUUUGUCACAUGGAUACCUCUCAAUGGAGCCCUGAUCAUGUGUCAUUUCGUGUGCUUGGGGUUCAGCCAGGGACCUCCAGCGUGUGCCAUUUCUUCCCAGCAGAUAAUUUUGUAUGGGUCCCGAAACCUGUGUCAAUUUAGAAGUCUAAUAGCAAAGUGAUGAUGUUUUAUCUGGUCCUGAUGCUACUGUGGCGCAUGAAUACAUGAGCCUAGUAUAGUGUUAAAUAAAUGUAGACCAGCGUUGUUUCUUGUGAUUGUGGUUUUAUGGUUUGUAGUUUAUCAGUGAAGAAAGUAGUUUUUCUGUGUAACAA
Molecule: messenger RNA, 1305 nt
Organism: Quercus robur (English oak)
Lineage: Eukaryota; Viridiplantae; Streptophyta; Magnoliopsida; Fagales; Fagaceae
Product: BURP domain-containing protein BNM2A-like
Exons: 2
Coding region: 170-1135 (321 amino acids)
Source: RefSeq, a predicted model, not a curated record